AGGAAAGAUUAUUACCGUGAAAAGCUGUGUUGCAUCGUUGGUUUCCCUUGAAUGGAUGUAAAUUAUCGUGAUUUAUUUGUAGUUUAAGUGGUUUCCAUUGUUUUGGCAGAUUGAGAGGUUGUAGCAAAUGAAUUUAAUUUUAUGACAAUAAGUUUAAAAAGGAUCUUUGGGUGGCUGAUCUUCAAUUAGAAGAAACAAAGGAUUAACAAGAUGGCGAAUAAUACAACAGCACCAUUGGGUACGUCAGGAUGUAUGACAAUAGAUGUGUACAACUACACCUGCUCAAAUGCUAUGAUCUUACCCAUAAUCAACGAAUACACAUGGUCAGCAGGGACUAGAACCUUUUUGUAUUUGAUUGCUAUGCUAUGGUGCUUUCUCGGGGUGGCCUUGAUUGCCGAUGUUUUCAUGUGUUCUAUUGAGAAGAUUACAUCAAAAACUGCGAAGGUGAGAAUUCCGGACCAAAACGAACCGGACGGAUUUAAAAUGAUUGAAGUGAAAGUCUGGAAUGAUACAGUUGCGAAUCUUAGUCUGUUGGCGCUUGGAACCAGCGCUCCUGAAAUAUUACUGUCGGUCAUAGAAAUAGUCGGCAGGAAGUUUGAAGCCGGAGAACUGGGACCCGGCACCAUUGUAGGGUCAGCGGCUUUUAAUCUGUUGGUUAUAUCAGCGAUAUGCAUCUUCUCCAUCCCAGAUGGAGAGACACGCAGAAUUGCCAAUAUGCGAGUUUUUGGAUUAACAACUUUUAGCUGUAUUUGGGCCUAUGUCUGGCUAUCGCUUGUCAUUCUAGUAAUUUCUCCAGGGGUGGUGGAUAUUGUGGAAGCCAUCCUCACUUUCUUAAUGUUUCCUGCACUCAUUAUUGGAGCAUAUCUCAUUGACAAGAGACCUUGCAUGAAGAAAGAAGAAGCUGUCGAAAACGGAAUGGUUGGAAUUUCUUUGGAGGGUUAUGCAAAUGAACCGUUGACAACAGCCCAAUCCGCAGACAUAGCCAUUAUACCUAAAGAAGAGAAAAAGCCGGAAGUCACUGAAGAAGAGAACCGUGAAUCGAAUAAAAAACUUCUGAAGCUGGCAAAGGAACUCGGCCACGAGUCUCUGGACCAGGGCAUACCACCAGAGGAGGCCGCCAAAAUUGUGGCAGCCAAGCUGACUGAAAAAGAGCACCACAGCCGGAUGUGGUACCGAAUCAACGCCACCAGAAACAUGUCAGGUGGCAAGAAGCUAGUGCCUCAGGUCUUCUCAGCAUUCAAAGAUCUGUACGAUCACACGCAGUUACCCGAGGAAGAAAAAGCCGAUAGUAAAAUGGCAGUGAUGACUAAAGAUCACACAGCAGGAGGAACGAAGGCCGUGGUCGAGUUCACUGCGGCCACCGUGUCAGUCUUGGAGAGCGAAAAGAAAGUUCGCAUUGGCAUAAGAAGAUAUGGCAAAAUGGACACCCCUGCCACAGUCCGUGUGGAGACUAUAAAUGGUACGGCCACAGCACCAGAGGACUACAUUCACCUAGAGGAGGAUGUCCAUUUUGCCAACAACGAGGCUCUCCGUCAGCUGUAUGUUGAAAUCAUUGAUGAUAACGAGUGGGAACCAGACGAGUUUUUCUUUGUCAAACUGUCCCUUCCUGAGGCAGAAGAAAAUGAAGACAUCGUCCUCGGCAAUAUCUCCAUCACACAAGUUACUAUCAUCAAUGAUGACGAACCUGGAAAGCUGGAAUUUGCCAAACCCAGCAUCAUUGCAAAGGAGAGCAGCAGACGUGUUCGAAUUCCAGUCAAUCGUAUUAAUGGCGCCGAUGGUCACGUGUCUGUUGCCUGGAAAACACGUGAUAUCACUGCCAUCAGUGGAAAAGACUAUGCAGGUGGAGAGGGGGUGCUGAAGUUUGAUCAUGGAGAGACUUGUCGUACAAUCGAUAUAGAGAUAUAUGACAGCAUGAAACCAGAAAGGGACGAAAGUUUUCAAGUGGAACUCGGAGAAUGCGAUGGUGGAGCAGAGCUUGCUAAAAUAAGGAAAACAAUAAUUACUAUCGUCAAUGAUGAAGAAUUUAACGGUUUGGUGAGUAGGAUAGUCAACUUGACAAAAGCUAAUAUGGACGCUCUUCAGCUGGAGGAUUCUACUUGGGUAACUCAAAUGAAAAACGCCAUGAACGUCAAUGGCGGGGACAUAGAGAAUGCUACCUUCAUCGACUAUUUACUGCAUUUCCUAACUUUUUUCUGGAAAAUCCUUUUUGCGUUGGUGCCACCCCCAAAGUAUCUCGGCGGAUGGCCUGCCUUUAUCUGUUCUCUUUCCGUUAUUGGUAUAAUGACCGCUAUUAUUGGAGAUCUCGCGAGUUUGUUUGGAUGUCUCGUAAACUUAAAAGACAGCAUCACUGCCAUUACUUUUGUUGCCUUGGGAACCAGUAUGCCAGAUACCUUUGCCAGUAAACAAGCUGCCGUAGGGGAGAAGACAGCCGACAGCUCAGUGGGAAAUAUCAACGGAAGUAACUCUGUUAACGUUUUUCUGGGUCUGGGUUUACCCUGGUUGAUGGCCACAAUUUACCACAUGUCACAAGGGACAGUAUUCAAAGUCCCACCAGGAUCUCUUGGAUUUUCCGUUAUUCUCUACACAGCUUGUGCUAUAGUUGCCGUUAUUUUGCUGUUAGCUCGGAGAUUCCUCAAGCCUUUCGGACAAGCAGAACUAGGAGGACCGAAAGGGAUGAAGAUCUUGAGUGCAUUAAUCAUGGUGUCGUUAUGGGUUUUCUAUAUUUUAUUUUCGGCUUUAAAUGCUCUGGGAGUUAUUAACGUUCAGAUUGGUUAAAUAUUUUUUAAAAAUUUAAAUUUAGAACUCAGAAAAAUAUUAUAGUGUACUUAAUGGAAAACAGAGUGGCAUUAGACUUAUUCUAGGUUAAUAACUAAAAUAAAACAAUUUUACCUGAUUUCAGUAUCAACUUUCUUUUUUUUACUUUUUAACUUUUGUAACGAAAUUCUCGUUUUUUUCCUUCAUUGUACUUAGCUUAGUAUUUAAUCUUAAUUUGUAGUUAAAAGGAAUAUUACCGGCGUACUUUUCAUAUCGUUCAUUAACGUGAUAUUGUUUUUAAUUCCAUCUCUUGGUAGGGUAUUUCCAGACUUAUUAUUGUUUAAGUAGAAUAAUCUUGUAGGCUUAUACAUGACCUGAUACUAAAAGCGUAUUUACAUGCUAUAUUUUCUACUUUUUCUAAAGCAAUUUUUUUUGCUUUUAUACAAAUAUACUUUGUUUAUAUUUUUAUAACUCUUUUUUAUUUUGCUUGCCUGUUUUGAUGUCUACGUGUAUGUCUUCAGUAUUUCAUUGAAAUUUCAAAGAUUAUGUUAAAAAACUAAACUAUUUUCCUAUUUUUGAAAAUUGGCUGUGAUUUUACAUUUGACUAUUUUUGUGAUUUUUUUUAAUAUUAAAAGCCAUGAUAUAAAGACAUGAACUUAAACUGUGACAAUGUAGAUACAUGUAUACUGGUUUUGCAGCUAAAAAGAUCUGCAUGUACAUAUAAAUGUUACGUACCAUUUAAUGUAUGUAAAUCUAUCUCUGAAUAAGCUCUUUGUACAGUGUAUUUUUAUAAGUGAUAUUAAAUGAUAAUACUUGUAGAUUAUGAUAAUGUUAAUAUGUAUAUAAUUGUAAAAUAAAUUGUUCUAAUGAA
Molecule: messenger RNA, 3625 nt
Organism: Saccostrea echinata
Lineage: Eukaryota; Metazoa; Mollusca; Bivalvia; Ostreida; Ostreidae
Product: sodium/calcium exchanger 3-like
Exons: 13
Coding region: 211-2775 (854 amino acids)
Biological process (GO): calcium ion transport; transmembrane transport; cell communication
Cellular component (GO): membrane
Molecular function (GO): calcium:sodium antiporter activity
Source: RefSeq, a predicted model, not a curated record